GCUGGUGGCGGCAGAGAGCCUCUCAGUUGGUCUGUUAAACUCCAGUAAACACCAAAGAAGAAGGCAGAGGACAGAGGAAGAAGAGCAGACCCGGAAGUGUGUUUCUCUGUGACCGACAGGAUCAUCCGAGCGGCGGCAGUCCUCCAACAUGGCUGACCUCUGGCAGAACGCCAUGGAUCACGCAGUCGCUCUGGCCCGGACCGCAGGAGCUGUGGUGCGCGAGGCGCUGCAGGAUGAGAGGAAGGUGAUGAUGAAGAGCUCGUCAGUCGACUUGGUGACGCAAACCGACCAGAAGGUGGAGCAACUCAUCAUCCAAUCAGUGAAGGACAAGUUCCCCACACACAGGUUUAUCGGUGAGGAGUCUGUGGCUGCAGGUGAGGCGUGCGUCCUGACCGACAGUCCCACCUGGAUCAUCGACCCGAUCGAUGGAACCACCAACUUCGUCCACGGAUAUCCCUUUGUUGCCAUUUCCAUCGGCUUCGCUGUCAACAAGCAGUUGGAGUUCGGUGUGGUCUACAGCUGUGUCGAGGACAAGAUGUUCACGGCGAGGAGGGGGAAGGGAGCGUUCUGCAACGGACGACCGCUGCAGGUUUCUGAUCAGAAAGAAAUCAGCCAAUCGAUUGUGGCCACAGAGUUCGGCUCCAUCAGAGACCCGGAGACCGUCGACAAGGUCCUGAGCAGCAUGAGGAAGAUCCUCUGCAUCCCUGUGCACGGGAUCCGCGGUGCAGGAACAGCAGCCGUCAACAUGUGCCACGUGGCUUGCGGCUGCGUCGACGCCUACUACGAGAUCGGGAUCCACGUGUGGGACGUGGCCGCCGCCGCCGUCAUCGUGUCGGAGGCCGGCGGCGUGCUGAUGGACGUGACGGGAGGGCAGCUGGAUCUGAUGUCCAGGAGAGUUCUGGCCGCCAGCAGCCGCAGCAUCGGCGAGCGAAUCAGCAGAGAGAUCGAGGCGUUUGCUCCCGUGAGAGACGACGCUCCGCCGCCACAGUGACACACAGGAAGAGCUCCGCCCACCUCAGCUGCAUCGGGGCGGCCCAAAAACACCAGAGUUGGAAAUCUAAGCUCCGUUUUCCGACUGAGAAAAAAAUGUCACCAGCAGAGUUUUCUCUUCUCUUGUAACCAAUUUAGAGCUCAGGAGCUUAAAAAAUAUGAAACUGAAAAUUUACAUGUAGAAAUGGGCCAGUGUGUGUGUGUGUGUGUGUGUGUGUGUGUGUGUGUGUGUGUGUGUGUGUGUGUGUGUGUGUGUGUGUGUGUGUGUGUGUGUGUGUGUGUGCCACAGCCAAACACGUUUCCUGUCAGUCUGCCCGGCUCAGAGUUUGAGAGCAAAACCAAAGAAAAAAUGUAAAUUAGGAGCGCGACGUUUAAAAAAGCAAACUGGUUCCUGUGGCCUCUCCAGGCCACCGUACACUUCCUGUUCUGCCUGGUGUUCAGGUGCGACGGCGUACGAGGGUCAGUGUAGGGAAACACACACACACACACACACACACACACACAGUGCUUUCCCUACAGUGGCCCUGACACGGCGUUGUGUUCAGGAACCGACAGAAAACCCGACGCUGUUGGUUUUGUGUUCAGCUGAACGUUUUUAUGGUCGCUGUUUGUACUUUUCACAUCUUCAUCUUUUCUAUGAGAGGUUCUUCCUCCGUCACUGGUGUGUGUUGUGUGUGUCAGUAAAGUGAUCAUGUGAUGUCAGCCCGGCCGUCCGCACAUGCUCAGUAGAGGCCAACAGAGACAAAGCAGGAAGUCAUCAGUUCUUUAUUGAACCAGUUAAAGUGCAGAGGAAGUGAAGCAGGAAGCUGAAGGUUCCACAUCAGACUAACAGUUAGCACUCGUUUCAUUUGCCAUUAGCUCACAUUAGCCAUGCUAACACAUGCUAACACAGACGAGGUUGUUAGCUCGUUAGGGCCUUCCUGUUAACGUUCAGCUCGUUAAGGCGUCUCCACACACACACUCAUCACAUUCCUGAACCGUCCUCCAACAUGGCCGCCAGCAGCAGCCGUGACUCACUUCCUGCUUCCUCUUGGUACCACGUCCACGAUGUAGAGGAGUCUUUUAUUGUGAAGCGGCUGGUCCGUCGUCUCGGCAACAACAAGUCAAACAACAACAGCCUGCAGGUCAGUGUUGUGUCCAGCGGGGGCAGCACUGAGCUAAACAGCCUGCAGGUCAGUGUUGUGUCCAGCGGGGGCAGCACUGAGCUAAACAGCCUGCAGGUCAGUGUUGUGUCC
Messenger RNA from Myripristis murdjan (pinecone soldierfish), 2225 nucleotides. Its product is annotated as inositol monophosphatase 1-like. Bases 149 to 991 code for a protein of 280 amino acids. Lineage: Eukaryota; Metazoa; Chordata; Actinopteri; Holocentriformes; Holocentridae. The transcript is spliced from 9 exons. Gene Ontology annotation, molecular function: inositol monophosphate 1-phosphatase activity. The record is from RefSeq and is a predicted model, not a curated record. Gene Ontology annotation, biological process: signal transduction; inositol metabolic process; phosphatidylinositol phosphate biosynthetic process.